CGGCCAGUGCUGGAACCCCACAUACCGGACGUGACGUCACGGCUCAUGGCGGCUGUUAUUCAGCAGGAGUGAGACAAACAAGGCCGUGUGACCCAAUAUUUACAGCAUCACACGCCCGAAAAUGGUGGUUCUAACGCUUAAGAACUUGCAACAGCAGACCUUCACCGUAGAAAUCGAAUUGUCCGCUACGGUCAGAGCCUUAAAAGAGAAAGUUGAGAAAGAAAAAGGCACAGAUUAUCCUGCUGUUGGCCAGAAACUUAUUUAUGCAGGUAAAAUCCUACAAGAUGAUACGACACUCGAUUCAUAUAACAUCGACGAUAAGAAAUUCCUUGUGAUAAUGGUUACAAAACCCAAAGCGGCAGCACCACCACCUGGUCCUGCCGAUCCCACAGUGAUAGAGGAGCCAGAUGUUGCUUCUACACAGGAAUCGACAGAAACUUCACCGAGUACGAGUACACCUACCACAGAAGCAUCAUCUGAGGCAGCAUCUACUUCCACAACAGCUACCACAGCUUCUUCCACUUCCACCACAACCACAACAACUAGUACUACCACCACUACCACCACUCCGCCUACAGAAGCGUCAACAACACCAGCAGCAGCACCAGCCUCGCAGACAACUUCAGGGGGGUCUGUUGGUAGUGCUGAGUCCUUGCUGGUAAUGGGUGAAGAAUUUAACCGUAUGGUAGAAAAUAUAAUGGAAAUGGGCUACGAGAGGUCGCAGGUUGAACGAGCGCUUAGGGCAAGCUUCAAUAACCCCUACACGGCUGUCCAGUACCUAGUUGAUGGCAUCCCUCCUAACUUAGAUGAGCCAGCGAGCAACCCAGCAGCGGGAGGUGAAGGUGAAGAACAAGUUGCUGCUGAGGGUGAUCCUGAUCCUGAUGAGGAUCCUCUUAACUUCCUUCGAUCACAACCACAGUUUGAGCAAAUGCGGCAGAUGAUUAGGUCAAAUCCGUCACUUCUGGAUGCAUUUAUUCAACAAAUUGGUCAAACGAAUCCCCAGUUACUGCACGUUAUCCAGGAAAACCAAGAGGCGUUUGUUCGAAUGCUGAAUGAAGGUGGCAGCUCAGGAGGUGUGAGCACAGGAGGUAGUGGUAACCAGGGUAGUGGAGGUGGCAGCAGCGGCGGCGGUGGUAGUGGUGGUGUUAGUGGCCGUGCUGUUCCUGGUCAGAAUGCCAUCCUUGUUUCCCCUCAAGAUAGAGAUGCUAUUGAAAGGCUCAAGGCACUGGGAAACUUUCCAGAGGAUGUUGUUAUUCAAGCUUAUUUUGCCUGCGAGAAGAACGAAAAUUUAGCUGCCGAAUUUCUCUUCAGUCAGACCUGGGAUUAGAUUUUAAUUAUAACAAAUUUAAAAUUAAUUUAGAAUAUGAAGUAUCUCGUUAAGUGCACGACUUGAGCUGUGGGCUGAUUUACCAGUGGCUUGUUAUUUCCAAAUUUUUAUGGAAGGUUGAAUUAUGUAUACUGAAUAACUUUAAAAUAUUUCAGUUGAUGAAUGUUAGGAGAACUUAUGUUUAGUGUAGGCUUGGGCCCUGCACUAAUUGUUAUGUGGUUGUAUGCUUCAAAAACCCGUGCUGCCACUCUAUUGUGUACAUAAUGUGUGUGAUAGCUUUCAUGUGGAUUCAUCUUACUUCUGUUGAAAAUUGUAAGAUGAUUUGGUUUCUUGUUUACUAUCCUUUGCUACUGAAAUGGUACUUGCUCUCGCUGUUAAUGCAUGGGCAAAAGGAUAUGGAAAAGAUUAUCCAGGAGGAACUACAGGUAUUCCAUCCAAAUAAAUCUUUUCUUCAUAAUCUAUGAUUCUUUUGAAUUUAAACUUAAGAAAUCCCUAUUUUUUGUUAUGCCAUUAUUAAUAGGAAAAAUGUGCAAGUUUUUGUGUUGUAUUUUGAGGUGUUCCAUACUAUUGGCUACUAUUACUAGGUUUUUAAAUUAUGUUUAUUUCAAGAGAAUGAAUGAAAGUAAACACACAUGAUAUAUUGCAGUCAUCAUUUAAUUGGUAUUCCUUUAUGGGAUUGUGCAUUUUACUAUUUGAAGUGCAUAAUUACUUCCCAUAUUUGAAUGAAAAUGAAGCAUCAGGCUUCUCUGAGAGAAAUAAAGUUAUGAAGAUUUAAGUGCUCAAUGUUCAUAUUUUACUUACAAAACUAAUAUUUGUAUGAAGCUUAUUAAAGCUGAAUUUUGUAAAUUGGAAAUUCAGUAAGGUUUCUAAAAUUGGCUAGUACAUUAGCAGUUUAUUUUCAAUGUAAAAUAUUGGGCGGUUGUUUUGAUAUGAAAUACUAAAUUAUGAAAUGGCAUUCUUGUCUUGUCCGAAGCUUUUACAGCACAUUAGCAGCACACUUAUGAGUGAAGUUUGUAUUAUGUUCAUUAUUUAGUUGUCUUUAGAGAUAGUUCCUUUCUCUGCUCCUUCCAACAUCUGCCCCUUCAUGCAUGGAAUGUUGCUUGAGGCAUGCAGUGCAGCAUUACUCUUUUUGAGAACCUCCCUAAGACUGACAAUAUAAAAGUACUGUUAAUUCAUUAUGAGCGCCUACUGGAUUAUGAGUGGAUAGGGAAUUUUUUCUUCAGCUUUUUGUGAGGAAAGUGUGUUAGAUUGAGGUUAAAUCUUAUUAAAUAGCUUCGUUCCUGUUGUGCAGGAAAAAAUCUUGUAAGCAUGCAAAAAAAUGGAGCAGCUAGUUGAUACCGCAGCUGGCUAAUAGUGACUUGUGAGCCUCACAACUUACUUAUAUAAUGAAUUUUGGCCUUGAAAAUUUGUUUCCUCUCCAGUUCUGCCUGAGCUUCUGGUGGUCACUCAUUACCUCAGCUGCUCAUGAGUUUUGCCAUUGGUGUGCUAAUAGCCAGAGUCACUGAAGACACCCAGUUAGAAUAAGUUGCCACUUGUGCUUUCCCUUGGCCUUACUUCAGUAGGGAAGCAUUUUGUAAAAAUAUUUGUUAAUAUUUCUUGUGAAGAGGAACAUGACCAGCAGGUUAA
This is a messenger RNA of Procambarus clarkii (red swamp crayfish), 2953 nucleotides long. RefSeq names its product UV excision repair protein Rad23 (gene Rad23). Gene Ontology annotation, cellular component: cytosol; nucleoplasm. Gene Ontology annotation, biological process: proteasome-mediated ubiquitin-dependent protein catabolic process; nucleotide-excision repair. NCBI's taxonomy places the organism in Eukaryota, Metazoa, Arthropoda, Malacostraca, Decapoda, Cambaridae. Gene Ontology annotation, molecular function: polyubiquitin modification-dependent protein binding; proteasome binding; damaged DNA binding. The record is from RefSeq and is a predicted model, not a curated record.